AUGAUGUUAAGAACAAUUUAUAUUGCCAGACAUGGUUACGAUUCAGCAUGGGAUUCACACGAGGAUACCACUGACAGUUUAUUGAUCCCUCCAACUGGUAUACCAGGAGAUACACCAUUAUCUUCACAUGGUGUUUUACAAUCCAAAGAGUUGGCACAUUACCUAUUGUCAUUAGACACACAACCUGAUUUAAUCAUAUCAUCGCCAUAUUAUCGUUGUGUAGAAACAGCACAUUAUAUUGCCAAAUUGUUAGAUAUUCCGUUAUAUACUGACAAAGGUAUUGGCCAAUGGUUUGAGACGAGGGAUGAAGUUACUAACUCAAUUAGACCUACUUUUCUUAGUUCUGUUUUGUCAACUGAUCAACACAAUGAUAUAGAUAAGAAUAAUGGUAUUCACCCACCAAGUGACGUGACAACAUUGAAUAAAUUGUUUAACAAUUCAAUUAAGACUACGUGGAAAGAUUGUGUUGAUCCGUAUUUAAAGAACAGAGAGGAACAUGAUAAGAUAAAAGGAGAGACAAAGGAGGAGCUACAUAAAAGAACACAGACCUUUUUGCAAUUGUUGGAGGAACAUCUGGAAAAAGAAAUGCCUGAUGCAGAAAACAUACUUCUGCUUACACAUGCUCCAAUAAAAAUAUCUUUAGGUUUAAAUUUGUUAGGUUAUCGAGAUUUAUUGGAUGUAAUUGAUUGUAAACACAAUUAUGACUCUGUAACUAUUAGAAGUGGAUGUUGUUCGUUAGAUAAAUAUGAAUUAGAUGAUCUUGUGAAUAUAGAUAAUAGAUCAUCUAGUGAUCUAUCGCUUUUAGACUUUAAAUGGAAAAUUACGAUGAAUGGUAAUACUGUGUUUUUAAGAAAUGGUGAAGAAAAACCAUGGUAUUUUAAAAAAAGUCUAAACGAUGAUAGUAGUCAAAAGAGUGAUAAUAAGACCAACCUAAACAAAGAACAGGAGGAAGAUAAAGAAAAUACAGAGACUGUAUAUGUAAGUUUAGAUUUAAAUUCAGGAUUCUAUAAAGAUAGAUUGACCGUUGAAAAAAAUGCUACCUUUCAAUAUUCUGGAUUGAAUCAAGAUAAACCGUUAAUUAGGAUAGGUAAUAAAUUAUAUGAAGGUGACUGGAGAAAAUUGGUUGGUACAGAAUUAGCAUUCCCCAAUGAGGCCAUAUUACAUAAAAGAAAUAGAAAUUCUAUAAAUAAUAAGACUAAAAAUAAUAACAUUCAUGGUAUUGGUAAUCAUACUAAUGAUGAUGAUGAGGAAGAUGAAGAUGAGAAACUAGAAGAUGAAGAGAACAACAAAAAGAAUAUUGAUGAUGACAAGGCUAUGAAGAAUGAUAGCGUUUACGAUCGCAGUGAUAAAGAACAAAAAGAUAAAACUGAGUCUUCAGAGGAUCAAGAACAAAGUAUGGAUGUUACAAUGAACUACAGUACAAAAAGUGAUGAAUUUAGUGGAUAUAACUUAAAUAUUGAUCCUGAUAAACAUGGUGAAAUGAUAUAUAGAAUCAAAGAUAGAAUUGUUCUAACUGGAUUACAUCCUGUAUGA
Molecule: messenger RNA, 1533 nt
Organism: Arxiozyma heterogenica
Lineage: Eukaryota; Fungi; Ascomycota; Saccharomycetes; Saccharomycetales; Saccharomycetaceae
Gene: TFC7
Product: transcription factor TFIIIC subunit TFC7
Exons: 1
Coding region: 1-1533 (510 amino acids)
Source: RefSeq, a predicted model, not a curated record